This is a messenger RNA of Brenthis ino (lesser marbled fritillary), 912 nucleotides long. The record is from the annotation of a GenBank genome assembly. NCBI's taxonomy places the organism in Eukaryota, Metazoa, Arthropoda, Insecta, Lepidoptera, Nymphalidae.
AUGAUUGGACCCUACAUACCUCUAUUAGUAUAUAAAGACCAUUCCUUGAGGGCAGUAUGGGGAUUUUUAUGUGGUCUAGUGUUUAUAGUACUUAUUUGCAGUUAUAGCGGACUUUUAGCGUAUGCUCGUUAUUACGAAUGCGAUCCGUUAAACUCUAAGCUUGCAUUAGCUAAGGAUCAAUUGCUACCGUUACUAGUGAUGGACGUGUGUGAAGCAGAGUGGAGAGGUAUGCCCGGGAUAUUCGUGGCUGGAGUGUUUAGUGCGGCUUUGAGCUCAUUAUCUACUGGACUAAAUUCAAUGGCAGCAGUCGUUUUGGAAGAUUUUUGGAAACCAUUUUUAAGAAAGCUGAGUCAGAAACAAACUCAAAUACUUGUGAGAUUGGUGGUUGUUGUUCUUGGCUGUAUUUGUGUUGCGUUAGUGUUUGUGGUGGAAAAAUUAGGAUCGGUAUUGCAGCUAACUAUGAGCUUAUCCUCCGCAUCCAUGGGAUCACUCUCCGGGAUAUUCCUUAUGGGACUACUUCUACCUUUUAUUGAUGGCACCAGUGCACUAAGUGGUGGGAUUGUGGGUUUGCUGUGUGCGUGGUGGGUCGCGGUUCAUUCCCAGCUAGUGCAAGCGCAAGGAUUAUUAACCUUUAACGAAAAAGAAAGAUACACAUUCAACUGUUCCUACACUUUUGUGCCAACACAAAAUGGACAUACCGAAGGGGAAGUGCCAUUUCUGUAUAGAAUUUCCUAUCUAUGGUUAACAGCUUUCGGAUGUAUGGUCACUGUUACAGUAGCCUGUUUAGUCAGUUUAAGGUCUUCCUCAAAAAAACAAUAUGAACUCAGACUAUUUGCACCAUUUCUAAGACCAUGGCUUCUUCGAAAAAAUAAGGUUAUACCUCAUAACAUGGAUUUGAAAAUGUCAGCGACG